AUGAGUGCGAGGACUGGGACAGGAUCUCGAGGGCGGCCGCCGCCGCGCCGGGAUGUGCUGGCCUCCAUCAAGAUGGCUUCCAUGGAGGAGAUCUCAAGGGCGGCUCUCCCUGCAGAGAUCAUGACCUUGAUUCUUGACUACCUCUCCCCCGUCGACCUUAUCCGAGUUGCUCGAUCGUCACGGCUCCUACGGGAAAUGGCAUAUGAUGACACGCGAUGGGUUCAGAAGCUGAAAAUCAUGGGAUGUUGGGAUGAAUUAGAAGCAAGGAAAAACUUCGAGAGUGCUCAUGGGACGAUUGCCAGCGUGAGAAGCGUCGAUCAGCCACCCGUCUCCGCAACUCGGAAUGCACCGGAUUCGUUGUCAGAGUUGAAAUCGCUGUCAGACGGGUUUGACAGCAUCAAUCUGUCGACUGCCGCGCCAGAUUCGAGCCCAGACAACAGGGGCAGCGACCCAGCCCUGGUAGCGCUGAAGCAGGCAAAGUCGAUACGCGGACAAGCUCGGUCCGAGUAUGGGAAGAUCCAUUCUGCACUCUCGUCGUUCUACGAGGCCAUUGUGAAUUCCGAAGCAUCACCGGACAAUCUGGUUACCCAGAAAUACUCGGACCCGCAUCAGCAAGCCCAAAUCUUGUCUCAGUUGCAGGCGUUCGCGAAAUGUGACCAGACUGAGGGAUGGAGAGCUCGCGUGGAUCAACUCGAAAAGGUCAUAUCGAUGUUUGAAACAGCAGCCCUGAAGGAGUUCCGGCAAGGCUAUGACACGGACGAUAUCAACGGCUCUAUGCGGACCUAUGCCCAUAUCCUCUGGACUUUGAACGGGGCUGCAUCCGCAGUUCAGCUUUUCGUUCAGCAUAACCAUCUGGUCACUAGGAAAUCGGACUUUGGCCAGGUUGCAGACUGCAUCGAUGAGACGACCGGGGCGAUUAAACUUGAGCAUACCCAGGCUUUCUUUACUCGCCUGAGCGUAGCCUACAACGAAGAAAUCUCAAUCAUCAACCAAGCCUUUCCUCCACAGGCGAAUGUCGCAAACUCUUUCCUGGAUAAAGUCGGGCAAGAUGUUCUCUAUCCGUUUCUUACGGGUAUUUUCGAUGUACUUCACCGCACAGACCUCGAGUCAUAUCUCAAGGCAGUUUCCGGUACAUUUGUUCAAUGCUUGCAUCUGUCCGAGACUCUGCUUCCGAUACAGAGUUCUGGAGAUGAUUCAAAGAAGAUAUUGGACAGUUUCAUCGCCAACGUCUUUGAGCCGCAUAUCGAUACGUACCUUGCCGAAGAAGUCGACUACUUCAAAAAAGGCUCCGAAGCUGCAGUCAAUGAGUGGGAUCGACAGCUGUCGGAGCAGGCAGCCUCGGCAGAGUCUUUCUUGAUGUCGAACAUCAACCGCCAAGCCGACAAACGAGACUUCCUGACGUCCUUCAAGAAGGUCAUUAUGAUGCCUGUUGCGAUCCUUCCAAGUUUCGGUAGAUCUGGCGAUGGCAAAUCUGAUCAGGACAGCCCGAGCGAGACCCAGAAUCCACUGAAGAGCUCCAACCGCUUCUCCACCAUCUCCUCAUCCCCUGUUCCGUUGAACAUGGAGGAAUUGCCAACGACCGAACUUGCAGCAAAGGCUGCCCUAAUGAAAUCGAAAAUGGAGGGUAUUCGCUCUCUUUUCAGCAUUGAAGUUGCAUUGGGCCUCGUCCACUCUGCCAAGUCCAGUCUCGAACGAGCAGCUCAAUUCAGGAAGAUCGGGGGCAACACCGCUACCGUUGUCAGAGAGCAAUGCCAAGGGAUAUUUAUUGCGUUGCUGCGCAUCCUGGGUCAUCGCCAUGUUAUCAUCGGCUUCGACAAGGCCGUGGACCAUCUUUCUAAUUACCGGCCCCGCGAGCAAGGCGAUCGAGAGCAAUCGGAAGUGGAGCCCCUGGUCACGUUUCUGGAGUUGGUGAACGUCGGCGACCUGAUCCUUCAGAUGAUGGACGUUUUCUACGAGCAGGAGCUGGUCGGAUCGAAGCUCACGGACCGAAACGACUUUCUCGACCCCGCAGUCAAGGAAAAGAAGAAGUUUGAGCAGGCUCUGGACGAGCGCGUGGCCGCCGGUCUCAGCAAAGGUAUAGACGUCCUGAUGGAGGAGGUCGAUUAUAUUCUAGCCACUAGACAGCUGGCCACGGAUUUCAAUCCUGCUAUGUCCGACGAUCCUCACCGUGUCACCAUGGAUGUAGGGGUGAGCGAAACCGCUACGGCGGUGGUUGAUGUUGUGUCUUCACAUACGCAGAUGCUCGUGGGGAGUACGGACAAGAGCACCUUGGACGUGUUUAAUCAAGAAGUCGGUCUACGCCUCUUCACUGCGUUGUGUAAGCAUUUGAAGCGACAGCGGAUAAGCGUGGAGGGCUCCCUCAAGCUUAUCAGCGACAUGAACCACUACUUCAAAUUCAUCCAAACGUUGAAGAACAGCGACCUUCUUCUUUACUUCAAAGCUUUCCGAGAACUAGCGCAGAUUUAUCUGAUUGAUCCGUCCGAUGCGAAGGAACUCGCUGCGAUCAUCGCCGACGCGGAUCGCUUCCAUGGCAUCUGGCGUGCCGAAGAGGUCUACGAAUUCGCCGAGCGACGCGCAGACUGGUACCAGGUGAAACGAGAUGUGGAACGAGCGAUGUAUGGCAUUGGCUGUAGCGUUAUCAUCCGAUCUCGAAGCAAUCCAACUUCUUUCGAAGCAAUAAUUAGCCUAGCUCAAAGAAAAAUAUAUAUGCAUCGACCGGAUUUACAACCAGGGGCUUUGCAAAGCACAACACUACAAGAUGUGACCUUGAAUGAGGAGAGCAUCUGUACCAUUUAUAUAUCUACGACUAUCUCUAUCAUGAUACUGAAUGAAUAUACACUCUUGGUCCUCCUUUCUACCAUCGCAACAGCCUCUGCACAAACCACCACAACCACCACCGUCGAGCCAACCACCACGGCACCCCCCUCGUACACCUCCACCGCGGACUUUGAAUCCACCAUCCUCCAAGUCAGCAACGAGUACCGCCGCCAACACAACGCAAGUGCCCUGAUCUGGAACGGGUUGCUCGCAGCGUAUGCACUGGACUGGGCACAGAAAUGUCAAUGGGAGCAUUCAUAUGGACCGUACGGCGAAAAUCUGGCAACAGGAUACCCCAACGUGACGGCUGCUGUGUGCGCCUGGGGCGACGAAGGAGAGGAAUACAUCUAUCACCCGCCGACGGGGUUCACGGAGGCAACCGGCCAUUUCACCCAGUUGGUCUGGAGGGCGACCAUGGAGGUAGGUUGUGCGGCUGUGAACUGCGGAUAUAACACGACUGCUUCUUCUGAUGGGGCGGAUGGCUGGUACGUUGUCUGUGAGUAUGUUCCCAUGGGGAAUGUCGAGGGGAGGGAUAACGCGUUCUUCAAGAAGAACGUGCUUCCGUAUGCGAGGGGAUUGAAGAGCGGCGCGGGCAGGUAUGCUUGUAGAGGGAGUUUGGUCGUAGCACUGGUCGUAGCACUGGCAUUGGCACUGGCACUGGUAUUGGGGGGUUUGUCUUAA
Messenger RNA from Penicilliopsis zonata CBS 506.65, 3498 nucleotides. RefSeq lists its product as hypothetical. Lineage: Eukaryota; Fungi; Ascomycota; Eurotiomycetes; Eurotiales; Aspergillaceae. The record is from RefSeq and is a predicted model, not a curated record. Bases 1 to 3498 code for a protein of 1165 amino acids. Gene Ontology annotation, biological process: Golgi to plasma membrane transport; exocytosis. Gene Ontology annotation, cellular component: extracellular region; exocyst; cytoplasm. The transcript is spliced from 7 exons. Gene Ontology annotation, molecular function: protein binding.